Molecule: messenger RNA, 554 nt
Organism: Aspergillus japonicus CBS 114.51
Lineage: Eukaryota; Fungi; Ascomycota; Eurotiomycetes; Eurotiales; Aspergillaceae
Exons: 1
Coding region: 90-521 (143 amino acids)
Source: RefSeq, a predicted model, not a curated record
CCGAACUAUCAAUCUUAAUGUCCAUUUGACUGUCUCGAUUACCAUGGCGGGAUCGAGAUUCCCAUCCGACCAUCUCAUUUGAACCGGACAUGGCCGGGCUCAUUGCACGGUGGUUGUCCACUCAUUUUUUCUGUGCAAAAUUUCUUUUGUUUAUGAGUCACUUGAUUAACGAGACUCCUGGCUUCCUUUAUACAUCACCGACCUCACUUCCAUUCGCAUCCCUUUCAGUUCUAUUCUGUUCGCCCCGUACCUGUGUUUUCUGCAUGAUUGGGUUUCUGCAGUUCGUGAUGACUGAAGUGACAUAUGACGAUGAUCCGCUCUCUUUUGCGUUUAUGUCCUGCGUUCUGAGCGAGGAUGUAUAUCAUACACUAUGUGGCAGGCCUAUGACUUGCCUAGUUUUCUACUUUCCGUUCUCUUUGCCAUACAUUGCCUUUGCUGUCUUCUUUAAUGGAUUCCCCGGUUGCGGAAACCCGGACGGACUGGCAUGGUCACUGUUUCCUCCGUGCACUUUGGGCGUUUGAUGAAUUUUCCUUAUCCCUACAUGUCUAUGUAAC